AUGGCGCGCCGCUUCCUCCUCUGUCUGCUUUGCUCAACCUCUACCGCGCAUGCGCUCACGCCAUCCUUUGCGCCAAGCGCACGGCCCAUCGAGCUCGCCACGCACGCGCAGCGCUUUCCAGCUGCUGCAUCCGCUGCUUUCGUGCAGCCGCCGCGGCGAGCCCUUUUCCAGCAGACUGCGGCCCUACGCGUACAAACAGUCUGGUGCAGCGCGUCGCCAGGUCCCGACAACGAACGGCUGAUCAAGCUGCUCGUCAGCAUACUCAUCGACCUCGUUGGCGUCGCCAGCUAUGCGGUGCCGCUCGCGGGCGAGGGAGCCGACCUGGCGUGGGCGCCCGUUUCGGCGCUCCUCGUGAACUACCUUUACGGCAACUCCAUCCUCACCGGCCUCGCCUUUGCGGAGGAGGUCCUGCCGGGCCUCGACGUCGUGCCUACCGCCACGAUUGGCUGGCUGCUCGAGAACACCGAGCUUGGCCGCAGCGUGAACGAGGCCUCUGCGCCGCCGCCAAAGGCGGACGCUCCCUCCUCGGCUGGGAAGUCUCGGGGGGACGACGCCGACGUGAUCGACGUGAAUGGGAGGUAG
Molecule: messenger RNA, 582 nt
Organism: Emiliania huxleyi CCMP1516
Lineage: Eukaryota; Haptophyta; Isochrysidales; Noelaerhabdaceae
Exons: 1
Coding region: 1-582 (193 amino acids)
Source: RefSeq, a predicted model, not a curated record